Thlaspi arvense is the source of this 378-nucleotide messenger RNA. Lineage: Eukaryota; Viridiplantae; Streptophyta; Magnoliopsida; Brassicales; Brassicaceae. The record is from the annotation of a GenBank genome assembly.
AUGUUAAUGUACAUCAUCCCCAAGGGCCCCACCCGAGCAACCAUCCCCACUUACAAGAAACGGGGUGAUGAAGCAGAAGAACCCGGGAAGGAGCAAAACGAGGGACGGCAGGGGGAAAGCAGCAGCCAGCUGAGGAGGAAAGAGCUGGUUCACUUGCCGACCGGAGAGGUGGUGUCCUCUUACACCCUCCUCGAGCAGAUUCUCAAGUCGUUGGGUUGGGAGAGGUACUAUGAAGGCGACCCCGGCUUCUACCAGUUCCACAAAAGCUCUUCCAUUGACCUCAUCUCUCUCCCCUGGGAUUUCUCCAAGUUCAAUUCCACUCACAUGUACGACAUCGUUGUCAAGAACCCCAACAUCUUCCACGUCCGCGACGCUUGA